This is a messenger RNA of Manihot esculenta (cassava), 3897 nucleotides long. RefSeq lists its product as uncharacterized. Gene Ontology annotation, cellular component: nuclear pore. The transcript is spliced from 9 exons. The record is from RefSeq and is a predicted model, not a curated record. The coding region runs from base 518 to 3709 and encodes 1063 amino acids. Lineage: Eukaryota; Viridiplantae; Streptophyta; Magnoliopsida; Malpighiales; Euphorbiaceae.
AGUUCUUUAGCUUUUUUUGCUUCAUUGGAUGAGGAUUUUGCUUAGCGAUUGUGGACAUUUCUCAUCUUGGAUCUUCUUUUCUUGGUUUACUUAACUUGUUUUGUUUUUGGGUGUUGAUCUUAGCUGGAUCUAAUAUCUUUUAGAAUAUGAUUAUUAGUUUGCUGCUUUGUUGACUUGUGUGGUUUGUCUCCUUCUGCACUUUUCUUGGAUUCUCUGCUUGCCUAUUGUUCAGCAUGGUAUUUAUUCCUGCUUUAAUUAUGAUUUGUUUUUUAUUUUUUCCCUCCUUGAAUUGAUUGUAUGUUUUCUUAUAGAAACUCUGAUAAACUCGGUUCAAGAAGCCUCCCUUUCUUUACAUUUUGACCUCUCUCUCCCUCUCUCAACAGUCGCAAAAUAGUUAUGGUUGUUCAUUGUUUUAAAUUGUGGAAGUUCUCUUCAAGGAUAUAAAAUUAUUAAGGGCUAAGAUGCAUUCUAAUUGACUGAUCAGACCCAAGAAGAGCAAAGCCAGGAUCCUCACAAGAUGGUUCUUGGUCUAAGAUCAAAGAACCGAAAAGGCACUUCAGUGCUGGUUGAUUACCUCAUUUACAUACAAGAAAUUAAGCCUUGGCCUUCAUUUCAGUCCCUGAAAUCUGUAGAAUCUGUAUUGCUUCAUUGGGAUAAUGGUGAUCAGUGUUCUGGUUCUUUCACUUCCAAUAUUGGAGAUGGGAAAGUUGAAUUUAGUGAGACUUUCAGACUUUCAGUCACAUUAUUCAGGGAAACAUCCAGAAAAGGCACUGCUCGUGACAGUUUCCAGAAGAACUACUUAGAGUUGAGCUUGUAUGAAGUUAGAAAAGACAGGGCAAUGAAAGGUCAACUAUUGGGAUCAGCAGUCAUAAACCUUGCAGAUUAUGGAAUCAUCAAAGAUACCAUAACCAUAAGCACUCCUGUCAACUUCAAGAAGAGUUCUAGGAGUACAGCGCAGCCAGUUCUUUAUGUUAGUAUCCAACCAUUUGAUAGAGAUAAUUCUAUCUUGUCUAAAGAAGUGUCACUUGACAAGGAUGGAAGUGAAUCUGUUUCAGAGGUGACAAAUGAAGGGAAUGAUGAGGAAAGUGAAUUUGCCUCAUUCACCGAUGAUGAUGUUGAUGAUAAUGUUUCCUCACAUUCAUCAAGGACUAUUUCAUCUUUUGCUUUUGAGUCUAAUAAGGGUUCACCAGCUCAGGAUGAAAAGAAUUUGACAGGAUCAGCAACCAAUGACAGUAGGAGGGUUAAUGGGGAGGCUAAUUUUCCUUCCGGAGUUGCACAUUCAAACUCAGAGUUGAAUACCAUAGGCGAAGCAUCCAAACAUUUGAAUGGAGCUUCAUCCACUUCAUCAUCAACGGGCUUAUCAUCUAAUAUGCAGAAUUACAUAAAUGAUCUUGGGCCCAAAACUGUGUUGUCUGACAAUUAUAUUCAGGCGGGUAAGAACUCAGUCCAUGUAGACCUUCAAGUGUCUCAAACCAAUCAAGAGGCUGAUGGAAAAGCUUGGAAUGGUGAACAAAUUGGACAAGUGAUUGCUAAAACUAGUAAUUUACAAGUUGGUCUUAUGGAAGAUAAACUGAAAAAGGAGGUGGAAGAUAAUGGGCAGGAAGAGGAGUUGAUGUUGUUGAAGAAUCAUAGUUUAGAGGAGGAAAAAUUUGCGGGCAAGUUGCCUCAAGAACCUAUGAAGAGACAAGUCAAUUUAAGGAGUAGUACCCUUGCAUCCAACAGGAUGUCAAAUGCAGUGCAGGGCAAUACACGCAAAGAUAAAUUAAAGCAUCUAAAGUCUGUUCAACUACAGUUUAAUGUAGCUGAAAGUGAUGAAUCCUUCCACAAUUUAGAGUUUGUGGAGAAAGCAAACAAAAUUGAUGUUCCUGAAAUUUUUCACAAAAGUGGUUUAUAUCACAUGUCAAGUGAAAAACAGAAGCAAACGAACCUCCACUCUGACUACAAAACCCAAUUGAAAUCUGAAGUUCAAAUACUUGAGAAAGAGUUAAAUGGAACUGCUGCUGAAGAGGUUGGCCUUUACCCAGCUGCUGUCAGGCAUGGAAACUCUACAAACAAGGUUCAGCUCAUUGAAAGGCCAAAGGAAAUUGAUGCCUCGGGGGACAUUCACGAAGUUGAUGAGAAUUUUCCACCAAGUGAAAAAGAACAAGUAGAAAACAGCUUUUCCGGAUACAAAGUUGAAAUGGAAUCCAAAGUUGAAAUGCUCAAGGAAGAGCUGAUGGAAGCUGCAGUUCUUGAGGUUGGUCUUUAUUCAGUUGUUGCUGAGCAUGGCAGUUCUGCAAACAAAGUUCAUGCUCCAGCCAGGCGUCUUUCAAGGUUCUAUCUUCAUGCUUGCAAGGCAAGUUCACAGGCUAAGAGGGCGAGUGCAGCUAGAGCUAUCAUCUCAGGUUUAGUUUUGGCUUCCAAAGCUUGUGGAAAUGAUGUUCCAAGGUUAACUUUCUGGUUGUCAAAUUCAAUUGUGCUGAGAGCAAUAGUAAGUCAGGUUGUUGAGAAAUUGCAACUUGCAUCAGCACCGUCUAUUAUUCCAAAUGUUGGUCAAAAGGGUAGGCUUGAGGCCUCUCCUUGUGAAGAUGAGAAAAAUGAUAAAUCAAAAGGUUCUGAUGAGUGGGAAGAACCUCACACAUUUAUAGUAGCACUGGAAAAAGUUGAAGCUUGGAUCUUCUCACGAAUUGUUGAGUCAGUUUGGUGGCAGACUCUGACUCCUCACAUGCAGCCCACAGCAGUGAAGGGCUCAAAUUCAAAGAAGACCCAUGCCAGAAGGUAUGGACUGGGUGAUCAAGAACAGGGGAAUUUUGCUAUUGAUUUAUGGAAGAAGGCCUUUAAGGAUGCAUGUGAAAGGCUGUGCCCAAUUCGAUCUGGGGGACAUGAAUGUGGUUGCUUGCCUGUGCUUGCUAGAUUGAUAAUGGAGCAGCUGGUACAAAGACUAGAUGUAGCCAUGUUCAAUGCCAUACUUCGUGAAUCAGCAGAUGAGAUGCCAACAGAUCCUGUUUCUGACCCCAUUAGUGAUCCAAAGGUCCUCCCAAUUCCAGCUGGAAAAUCAAGCUUUGGAGCUGGUGCACAACUGAAAAAUGCUGUAGGAAACUGGUCCAGAUGGCUCACAGAUAUAUUUGGAAUUGAUGAUAAUGACUCUCUGGAGAAUGUGAAUGAACUUGACAGCAACAAGACAGAAUGUGAGACUUCAUUCAAGGCUUUCCAACUCCUCAAUGCAUUGAGUGAUCUCAUGAUGCUUCCAUUUGAAAUGCUUGCAGAUGGAUCAACUCGAAAAGAAGUAUGUCCUACAUUUGGUGCGGGGAUCAUUGAGAGAGUGCUUAACAAUUUUGUCCCCGAUGAAUUCAACCCGGACCCUAUCCCCGAGGCUAUUUUCGAGUCCCUGGAUUCUGAGGACCUUGCUGAGAAUGAGAAUGAAUACAUCACAAGCUUUCCAUGCAUGGCUACUCCUACAAUCUAUUCGCCACCUCCUGCGGCUUCACUAACAAACAUUAUAGGAGAGGUGGAAAAUCAAACGCUGCAGAGGAGUGGAUCAGCUGUGCUCAGAAAAGCUUACACUAGUGAUGAUGAACUUGAUGAGUUGGAUUCACCUAUGACUUCAAUCAUUAUUGACAAUCCCAGGAGUUCUGUUCCGACAGCAUCAAAUUGGAUGCCGAAAAGCAAUGGAGGCCGGAAAGUUGUCAGGUAUCAACUCCUCCGGCAAGUAUGGAAGGAUGGUGAAUAGCUUUGUUCAUUAGCUUCACCUUCCUCCUCUCCAUGCUCCUCUUUCUCCAUCUUUUUGUAAUAUAUGUAUAUAGAAACGUGUACUUUUUGUAGGCUGGUUGAUUUAUAAUCUCUUGAGCUGUAAAUUUUUUUUCAUUAGAACAGAAAUGGAAUACUUAUUGAGUUUUAUGCGACAUAGAUUUUCAUGCU